Molecule: messenger RNA, 2211 nt
Organism: Chenopodium quinoa (quinoa)
Lineage: Eukaryota; Viridiplantae; Streptophyta; Magnoliopsida; Caryophyllales; Amaranthaceae
Exons: 4
Coding region: 1378-1857 (159 amino acids)
Biological process (GO): response to auxin
Source: RefSeq, a predicted model, not a curated record
AUGUUUGAACACUUGUUAUGGAUGUUAGAGAAUGCUGAUCCUGCAUGAGUCUUAAUUGGAUGAACUUGUGGAUUUCUAUGCUUGUUGAAAAUAUUGAAUUCGUACCACUGUGCUUAUGAUUUGGGCUUGUAAUCAUGGGCUUUGUAUUCUAGGCCUGGUGAAUUGUAUUAAGUGAAUAAUAUUAGUAGGGGUAGUUUAGGAACUACUCCUAUAAAGUUUAGUAGUAUUAGAGAGUGACGGUAGCUCAAAUGGUUAAAGUUUCACGCCCAGUUUUAGAUGACCAAUUCUCAUCAUUCAUCCUUGUGGUUCUCUAGUUGUAAGAAAAAAAAAAUAAACAAAAGAAGGGGUAUGGUUUUAACGUAAAACCAGGCCAUACAUGUCAAUUGAAAAAAAAAAAAUCAAAAACAAAAAUUAGGCAAUUUAAUCAAACUUGAAUAAAUGGAGACGAAACCAAAAUCUAUCGAAUAUGUAAACUUGAUUUAUCUUAUUGUAUAAUUAAUUAAUUUUAAAUUUUUAUAAAUUAUCACCCAUAUAGAAAUAGAAUUGGAUAUACAAGUAUAAAUGUUUUAACCUGUGUCUUAGAGAAUUAGAAAUAGUAAAAAGUCAAAUAUGGCAAAAAUAAAGGGAUAGAAAGAGUAUAUAAUAAUAACAUUAUUUAAAGUGAGGCGAAUAGUUAGGAAAAAAAAAAAAGUCAAAAACUCAAAACGUUUCAAUUACUAGUAAAUAGAGUAAAUCGCAUGGCGUAUUUAGUUUGAAACGGAAAAAUUAUACUCCGUAAUUUAUAAGGGUAGCUAUUGCACCUUAGCUUGAAAUUGAGUAUAAUUAUAACAACUAACUAACUUUUUCAUCAUUCCAAAAAUUUCUCCAACAUCCAACAGUUUCGCAUCUCUUAGUGCUUCUUCUCCCCGAUUUUCUCUCUCCAAAUUAAUAAUUUCCAACCUCAAACCUUUAAUUCUUUAACUUCUUUUAAUUAUUUUCCACAAAUUACUUAAUUUGGGAAAAUGCUCUGUUUUGUCUAAUUAUUACAAUUUCUCAUUUUUUCUUUGGGUUUAUUUCAUCUUUUCUGUCAAUUUUAUCUCCCAAAUCUGCAUUAUCUGUCACAGCUGAAUGCAUGCCUUCUCCCAACAACAUUUCCAGUGAAGAGAUCCUAAUGUCCUGUCAUCAGCGUAGUUCAAGUUCUUAAAAUCUGUAAAAGACAGAGAAAGUGAGUGAUAAGCCAAGCUGCAAGUUUCCCAAUUGACAUGAUUCUCUAGCUCAAUUCAUAUAAGGGAUUUCCUCUGAGUGGACAAUCUGAUGAUGCUAGUCAUCAGGAAUUGUACCUGCUGAUAUCGACCAAGGGAGAAACAAAUCAAAAGCUGUAUUUACAAGCAUAAGGCCAUGGACGAACAAGGAAAUGGCAAGUUGGGUGGGAUUAGACAAAUUGUAAGGCUGAAAGAACUCCUCCAAAAAUGGCAAAAUGUCACUCUGAACUCAAGACUGCCUGACCAAAAUGAUCAUCUUCAACACGCAGGAAUCGCACCUGAAGUAACUAAGCGGUUGAAAAAUUCAGCCGUUGGAUGUGAUUCAGAUGAAGAAGGAUGUCCCAGCCCUGAACCACCUCCCGAUGUUCCCAAGGGAUAUCUGGCAGUUUAUGUAGGGUCAGAGCUUCGAAGGUUCAUCAUCCCUACUGAUUAUCUUAGCCAUCAUCUUUUCAAAGUACUCCUUGAAAAGGCCGAGGAAGAGUUUGGAUUUGAUCAUGGGGGUGCUCUUACCAUUCCUUGUGAUACCGAAAUCUUCAAGUAUCUCCUCAAGUGCAUCGAAAAUGAGAACAUGAAAAAGGGAGAACAUCCGGCUGAACCUGUGGAAGAAUCUGCGUAAUGAAGACUAAAGAGUUUAUGCAUGGUCUUUAUAGAGCGUUUGAAGCAUUUGGUUAUUCACCCCUAGUGUAAAUGAAGGUUUUUUGUAAGCAGCAUUUUCCUUUUCUUGUUUUUGGUAGUUAACUGGCUGUUUGGUUUAAGCUAAUCUUCUGGAUCAUCGUUGUUCCCCUCUUUUUUCCGGGGUUUAGGGAGAGGGUGGUGAACUAUUUGGUUGUGUUUUCUUGCUUUAGUAUAUUUGGGAGACAAUGGAGAUAUUUCAAAUGUACUUGCCACAAUUUUCUGGGCAUGAAAGCAUGUAUCUCAUUUCAAAUACAAAGAACUGUUUUCUGGGUGUUAGUAAUUUUACGCCUGUAUA